Phytomonas sp. Hart1 is the source of this 330-nucleotide messenger RNA. NCBI's taxonomy places the organism in Eukaryota, Euglenozoa, Kinetoplastea, Trypanosomatida, Trypanosomatidae. The record is from the annotation of a GenBank genome assembly.
AUGGAGAGCAUCCGUCGGCAGUUUGACGCAAUCUUCGAGAAGGAAAAGGAGGGCUACGUUGUCAAGAUUGAGGAGGAGAAGCUACAAAAGGAGAAACUAGAAAAGGGCCUUGGGGCAUACUGUAGUCGUGUUCUGGAAGCGGCGCAGUUAAAGAAGGAGAAGAAUCUUCGGGAGGCUACCCGAAAGGAACAGCAUCUCAAUUUCAUGUUGGACCAAGUGCUUAACUGCCUACGUCAAGGUGUUAGGAUGACUAAGAUAAACAGCAAAGGAAAUAUGCGCCGUCGUUUCUACUUUUUAUCGAAUAACGGCAAAUAUAUCUAUUCAUGUUAG